This is a messenger RNA of Aplysia californica (California sea hare), 6630 nucleotides long. RefSeq names its product dystrophin. Gene Ontology annotation, cellular component: plasma membrane. Gene Ontology annotation, molecular function: protein binding; zinc ion binding. Bases 227 to 2557 code for a protein of 776 amino acids. Gene Ontology annotation, biological process: synaptic signaling. Lineage: Eukaryota; Metazoa; Mollusca; Gastropoda; Aplysiida; Aplysiidae. The transcript has 25 exons. The record is from RefSeq and is a predicted model, not a curated record.
CGAGAGAGAGACGAGGGACUGGCCGAACGUUGGUGACAUCAUCAUCGGGGAACUCCAGACAGAGAUUGACAGGACGAAGAGCUUUCAGCUGAAGUUUCCACUCCAAGGAGAGGUUGAUGACGUCACAGACCAGGCCAACCGCCUCCAGGAAAACCACGUCAUCCUAUCCCACCACAACGUCCACAGACUAGAGGACUUCUCUCAGAGAUGGGCUAGCUUGAACCAGAUGUUGCAAGAUCGACUGCAACAUUUACAAGAUGCUCUGAAUGCGUAUGGUCCCAACUCUCAACACUUCCUCACAGCUUCUGUGGACAGUCCGUGGGAGCGAGCGGUGGCUGGAAACAAAGUGCCUUAUUACAUUAACCAUGCCACAGAAACCACCCAGUGGGAUCAUCCUCAUCUGACAGUGCUGAUGGAUGCUCUAAUUGAGCUGAACAAGAUCCGCUUUGCCGCAUACAGGACGGGGAUGAAGCUCCGCAUGCUACAGAAGAAACUUUGCUUGGAUAUGGUACCCCUCCAGUCGGCCGUGGAUGCAUUUGACAGCCAUGGGCUGAGGGGGAGGAACGACAAACUCAUCGAUGUAGGGGAGAUAAUUGAGUGCCUCUCCACCGUGUUUGAAGCCGCAGCGAAGGAGCAUCCAGACAUCGUCAACGUUCCUCUGUCUGUGGACCUGACUUUGAACUGGAUCCUGGACGUCUAUGACAGUGUGCGGAGCGGGAAGCUGCGAGUCCUGUCCUUCAAGGUCGGCCUCAUCUGUCUGUCCCAGGCUCAACUAGAGGACAAGUACCGAUACCUGUUCCGACUGAUCGCCGACACAAAUGCGUUCUCGGACCAGCGCAAGCUUGGGUUGCUCCUACACGACUGUAUGCAGAUCCCGCGACAGUUGGGGGAGAUUGCAUCGUUUGGUGGGAGCAACAUUGAGCCCAGCGUGAGAAGCUGCUUUGAAAAGGCCAAUGGCAGACCGGAGAUCGAAGCCUCCCACUUCCUGGAGUGGCUGAGGUUGGAACCCCAGUCCCUGGUGUGGCUCCCUGUGCUACACCGGCUGGCCGCCGCAGAGACGGCCAAACACCAGGCCAAGUGUAACGUCUGCAAGGAGUUCCCCAUCGUAGGCUUUAGAUACCGCUGUCUGAAGUGUUUCAACUUUGACGUGUGCCAGAACUGUUUCUUCUCCGGUCGCAUCGCCAAAUCCCACAAGUUGACGCACCCCAUGCAGGAGUACUGCACAACGACAACCUCAGGUGAAGACGUCCGAGACUUUUCCAAAGUGUUCAAGAACAAGUUCAAAUCCAAACGUCACUUCAAGAAACACCCGAGACGAGGAUAUCUGCCGGUGGAGUCACAUCUUGAAGGAGACAGCCUAGAAAGCCCCAACCCAUCCCCUCAACACAGCAUUUCCCAAGACAUGCACUCCAGGCUAGAGAUGCUCACCAGUCGGAUCGCAGAAGUUGAACAGCGUCAAGGAGCUCCAUCAGACGUGGAUGACGACGAGGAGCAUAAGCUGAUAGCCCAGGCUUCUAAUACCUUGUCCACAUCGAGACCAGAGGAGGAACAUAGGCUUAUCUCUGAGAAGACAAAAGCUUUAAGCAAUCAAAGCAAAGAAGGGCAUAAAGCUAACUGUGAGAACUCAAAAGUCUUAAGCGAUCAAAGAAAAGAUGAACAUAAAGUUAUUGCCGACGACCCGAGAGUGUUAGAUCUAAGCAAAGAAAGACAAGAGGAGCAUAAACGUAUCUCUGACUACUCAAAAGUUUUAAGCACUAGAAGGGAGGACGAACAUCACCUCAUCGCCCAGUAUUGUUCCAGCCUGAAGGGAGACCCAUCAUCUCAUGCUCUGAAGAGUCCCAUGCAGAUCAUGAUGGCCGUGGACGCAGACCAGAGGCAGCAGUUGGAGAACAUGAUCCGAGACUUGGAAGACGAGAACAAAACGUUGCAAGUUGAGUACGACCGGUUACAGCAGGCAGCCCAACAGAGGAGCGACACUUCCUUCCUGCUCCUCAGCUCGGAGGAGAACAACGGGGGGGAGGCGUCGGGCGACCACAACGAGGAGAUGAUGGCGGAGGCCAAGCUGCUGCGACAACACAAGGGCCGGCUGGAGGCACGCAUGAGGGUCCUGGAAGACCACAACCAGCAGUUGGAGUCUCAGCUGGGACGUCUCAGACAGCUCCUGGUGCAGCCACAAGCAGACAAGAGUUAUCUCUCCAUCGAUUCCUCAUUACGGACGAGUCCCAUGACCACACCGUCUUCCUCCCAGAGUUCCCUGCCGGCCGGUUCUGGCCGGUACCGGUUCGCUCCCACGUUUGAGUCCACGCCACACACAAGCGGCAACACAAACAUCAAUGACAGUCUUGACGAGAGUGGGGUAUCUCUGGGAGCACAUGCGCCCCCCACGUACAGCGCUGCCAAGAUGAGAGGCAGCAACAACGUGGGUGACCUGUUCCACAUGGCGGGGGAGGUGGGUCAGGCCGUGGGCUCGCUGGUCACCGUGAUGACGGAUGAGGAGGCGGCUGCGCUCAACGGCAGCGACAACACAAACGCCAUCAAACACACGGAACAACUGUAGCCCCCGGGCAUGUUAGCGAAACUGACUGACAGCACAUGGAAUUUUGAUCCAACAAAUUUCAUUAAAUGAAAAUGAUGAUUACUUGUGCCACAUGUAUUCAUGAAGAGAGAAAAUGUGUAUUCUUCAUUCAGUAUCUCCAUUCUUAUACUAUUUAAGUCUUUUAGCAAGUGAAAAGAUUUUUAAUUUGUACUUUUAUUGAUGAAAAUAUUGAUGUAAUUUUUAUGUUGAGUACUGCCACUUAGUUUUUUCGUUCAGCGUUGUGGUAAUGAGGAAAUUACAUCUGCGCUUGAACAGACAGAUAGAUCUUUGAAUAGACACUCUGGUUAUAGAUUUAUGAAUAGACACACUGGUUAUAGAUCUUUGAAUAGACACACUGGUUAUAGAUUUAUGAAUAAUCACACUGGUUAUAGAUCUUUGAAUAACCACACUGGUUAUAGAUUUAUGAAUAAUCACACUGGUUAUAAAUCUUUGAAUAACCGCAUUGGUUAUAGAUUUUUUUUUUAACACACUGGUUUCGAAUCUGUGUUGAGGUUUUUCUAAAGUCUCCGUCAUCAUACAUACAUAGAUAGAUCUAUGUAUUAGAUUUUACAGGAGGAGAAAGUUUGUACACUUUUAGCGCCUGCCAUUCUUGGACGUGGAUAUGUAUGUGGUGAGACGUAGUAUGCUGAAACAGUUUCUUGGUUUCUCAGUUGUGGACUCUCAUUGUAAGACAGUUCCUCUGUUCACGUUUUUGUCGUAGUAUUUGCUUUUGGUAAAGUCUUGUUUAAAAAGUGAGGUUCCCGCGACGUAGAAAGUGCCUAAUCAAAUUGAAUGUGUGAUAUAAAUUGUGAAUUGGUCUUUUUCUCAUGUAUUGAUUGUCACAUCCGCUCUGAAAACAACAAUACAUUCUGCAUAUUCUGCGACACCAAAUAUAAUGUUAUUUUGCCGACCAGAAUGAACCAUUUGUCGAACUUCUUUUCAUUACUUUAUUUUUUCACUCAUUUACAGUGAGUAUGAUCUUUACAGCACGCUAAAUAAAAAUCUUUCGUAAAUUCCUGUGAUGUCCGAACCCUGUGAUAACAUGAGAGAAAUUCAAAAUUUAUUUUUACAAAAUUAAUGCCCUUUUGAAAAAAAAUUUUUUAAAUUGUUCAGCGAUCUGCAUUGGAUAGAGAAGAAUAUUUUACUUCAUAAACAACAUUUUAUGCUGAAUAAACAAACAUUUAUGCUGAAUAAACAAACAUUUAUGCUGAAUAAACAAACAUUUAUGCUGAAUAUUUUGAAUACUGCAACAAUUAUUUGCAGGUAAAAAACAAAACGAGUUCUCCAGCUCAGCUGAACGAGCAAGUAUACUGUCAGUGAUGACGUCAGACCUAGGAGGAAGAAUUGUGUCGCAGCGUGGCCGAAUCAGGAACUCUUUACGUUUUGGGCAUGGAGUUAUUGCUAUUAAAUUGGAGCUUGUUUGAUUUUUAGAAACAUUGUGAAAAAAAGAAUUGAUCUAGAGAAGUUGAGACGGGUAUAAUAGAUAUGUGGGAAUCAAGAAUGUGGGGAUUACCCGAUGUUACAGAUGAACUAGUUAGAAAAUGGCUGCCAAACUUUGGUGACUUUUCAAGCUGAAUAUUUGCUCCCGUUCUACAAAAUACUCUUUAAAAAAUUAUAUUCUUUAAUCAAUAAAGGUUUCUGAAGAAAAAAAAAUACUGUAGCCUACUAAAAAUCUCCCACUCAACAGUGGGAAAAUACUUAUUUCUCCAUUCCCUAAGAUUUGAGAAGUACCUGAUUCCACAGCAAUAGACAACAAUUGUUCUUACAGCCCUGUGUCGAAGAAAUGUUUUCUCAUUGUCUGAAGAAUGGUUCAUUUUGGCUGACCCACGUGGUGUAUCCCAAGUCAUGCUUCUACAUAAACAUUUUAUGAACUGCAGCAUUUUCAAUCUUGCCCCCAAGUUUCCCUCCGACAGUAGCGACAGUGAGGUCUCCCGUGGUGUCAUAUUUCUACACUUUUCUUCUCACACGAAAAAUAAGACUAUUUUUGUCGUCCUAGUGCAAUGCACACAGUUUAGUGCAAUGCACACAGUUUAGUGCAAUGCACACAGUUUAGUGCACUGACUGUUCCUUUGAAGUUGCACCACUUGAUGAACACUUGCACUCUUUUUUAUUCUUUGCUGCGCACAAAUACCUCCCUCAGUAAGAUUAUCUCUGUACGGUAGCUGUAUGUUAGAAAUGUCCACCCCUGAACGGUCAGUGCCACAGCCCCCUGUGUACCCCUCUGGUGUACGUUCUGGCAUCGACUCACCCCAGCCCACCUCUGUCUACUUGCAACAGCUCACCUACUGAAUGGACUGGAUGAAUGGUUGGAAAUACAGCAGACUUGUAGACAACCCCCACCCCACUCAGUACCAAACUUUACAACUCAUUUUUUUUCUGGAAAAUAUUGACCACAGCCUUGAUCUAUGUCGUUUGAAGAAAAAAAAGAAGCAAAUUGCUGUGUGUUCAGCUGAGUGAUUCGGUUACUUUGUCCCCCUUGACUUUUCAGUCUCUCUGGAAAAACUCAGCCCAAUGCUUUCUCUCGUGUUGAGUAGAAUUCUGUCCACACUGUCAGUGAAAUGUACCGGGGGAGGGGGUGGGGGGGGGAGGGCUCUAGGUGGCACAGUCAGAUUCAGUCCCAGAAGUAGAACUGGAAGAGGUUGAAAGAUAAUUCCAAGUGUGCAAGUUUUCUUACCGUAUAUGUAUAUGUAUAUAUAUGUAAAGUUGUGGGGGCAAGUAACAAGUAACAUGGUGUAUACAUUGUCUGUAGAAUUGCAAGUGGUUCCCCCUCCUCCAGUAAGUUGUUGUUGGAUGAUUGUUGAGUCUGCUGGUGAUAAGAAAAGUAAACUGCUUGUUCGUUUUGUGAGGACAAAAUUGUACAAUGUUAUUUUCAUAAUUUCCUAUAGUUGACGUAUUUUGUACACUUGUGUAAAAUCUAGCAGUUGUAUCCCCCUAUGCUAUUGUCCAAUUUGAUGUAUCUCGUGCGAAUCAUCCUUUGCCAUAGACCCGACUAUACAGGCUGGUUCUGAAGGUGCAGUCUGUCACAAGAUUGCCCGUACUGACGGAACAUUUCAAUUCUGCCAUCUCAAAAUUAGCUGGCACCAUGUCGUGUUGAUCAUAAAGAGAAUACAAGUAAACUUAGGAGAUACAUGUGUGUCCUUGAGGCUGCGGCUAUGUGCUCUACGAGCGUGCUGAGUCAGGCUGUUUCUGACACGUCUCAACGGAUAUAGCGGAGAAAGGAUGUGCCAAUACAGUUUUUACCAGUUAUUUGUUCGCCAAAGUAGGUCAUGUGUUCAUCAAAGCAGAAACGACCCAGUUUUUUUUUCAUGUCCAGCGUGCGUGUCCACCCAUGUGUGAGUAGCUCUGACAACACUGUGCCAUUUCUCGGUAUCACAGGCAAUAAACAAUCAAGAGGUUCAUUAAAACAAGGUGGAAAUAAAAAAUGAAUUUUAAUUUAGUAAAAAAAAAAGUUGAUAACUUAUGCAUUUAAACCAGGUGGUUUUUGUGAAGACUGCUAAUUUUGAGGCGCUGAUUAUGAAUAUGACAUUAGAUUUUUCAUGUAAACUUGAAAGUAGAACUUUUUUCAGCUCUAUCUGGGCCUAUGGCUGAUGAGUCGCCACAAGGUCCACCAAUUGUUGCGUGCAGCGUUCCAACCAACCUGGUUCAGGUCGGGUUAUGUUUGUGAACACGCAGGUUUCCCUGAUUGCCAAGGUAAAAAACAACAGCCGAUGCUCCGUUUCAACUGCUCCCAAUAUCCCGAAAGAUAGACCACGUAUGGACUGUCGCUUUCUGGUUUGGUGGACAUACGGCUUUGUGGGUCUAGACGCUUUACACUCUAUAGAAUUUUAGAAUUCAGGGAGGGGGGGGGGGGGGCUGUUUUUAGGAAGUAUUUUUACUAUUAGUGUAUAUAUAAUAGGUGGAAUGUUGGUUUUUUUCUUAGCUUUUUGUACUGACGACAGAUAGCCACAGACAGCCCAGUAUGGGGGCUGGGGGCAUGAUGAUGAUUCCACCCCAGUGUAUUCAUUGUCUUCUCCUUGUCCAAUAAUAAUAUAAGCAAUAAAUACUUUCAAAUCAUU